Molecule: messenger RNA, 1122 nt
Organism: Calypte anna (Anna's hummingbird)
Lineage: Eukaryota; Metazoa; Chordata; Aves; Apodiformes; Trochilidae
Gene: GLOD5
Product: glyoxalase domain containing 5
Exons: 5
Coding region: 1-678 (225 amino acids)
Source: RefSeq, a predicted model, not a curated record
AUGAACCAGCUCUGGGGGAAAUUCUCUGGACCAACUUUAACAGUGUGGGCAGAAAAAUCCAGGAAGGAUUUGGACUUCCGGGUCCUUUGGGUCAAUGUACACCUCCCAUGCUGCUUCUGGCUCCGGUUCCUGAUCUCACAGCUUUGUUUGCUGUUCUGCUGGGCUGUGGGCAGAGGCAGAGGACAAUCACCAGGGGAUUGCCCAGCUCUCCAUCCCCUCUGCCCAGAGAUGUCCUGGAAGGAGGAGGGUAUGAAACCACCCCAAUGUUUAAUCCAGAGCCUGGACCACCUUGUGCUGACUGUGAAGAACAUCGAGGACACCGUGGGGUUUUAUUCCAAAGUCCUGGGCAUGGAGGUGGUGACUUUCAAGGGAACCCGCAAAGCUUUACGUUUUGGCAAGCAGAAGUUUAAUCUGCACGAGGCUGGGAAGGAGUUUGAACCCAAGGCUCGGCACCCAGUCCCUGGCUCUGCAGAUUUCUGCCUCAUCACUGAGGUGCCCCUGGAGCAGCUGCUGGAUCACCUGCAGGCCUGUGGGGUGACCAUUGAAGAAGGUCCUGUGGCCAGAACUGGUGCUGUGGGUCCCAUAACCUCCAUCUACUUCCGAGACCCUGAUGAGAAUCUGAUCGAGGUCUCCAGAUACAGCAGAGCUGGAGCUGCAGUCAGCAGGGGGGAUCCCUGACCGCCUGGGGGACCCCUGAUCUGUGUCCCAGCAGCAGAGAGGAUGCAGAUGCCUGCAGGUUCCUGAUGGCCAGUUCAGGCUCAAGGUUUCACUUUUCAAAGCUAGGACAAGUCUCAAAUCCCAGCCAUAAAGUCAGGGGAGCCUUGAGAGCUUUCCCAAGAGCCACCAACUCUCAGCCCUGGCUGUGAAUCUCACUUUCAUAAACCACCAUCAGUGGAGACCUCGGGACCUUCUUGGAAUAUCCAUCCUGCUGCUGCACUGCUCUUGUUGGGACAUUUCCCCUCGUAUCUGACAGCCCUUGUGCUGCAGCUGCAGCCCCUCAUUUCCAUGCUGUCCACUAUGACCAUGCAAGAACCUCUCAUUCCUCUGCUCUUCGUUGUCAUUUUUACCCAAAUGAAAAUUUCUGUGUCUCUUCUUGGGACUGUCCUCGGUUUUCUUCUUUCU